AUGUCAAUAUCCGACACGACAACAAAUCAAAAUCCAGUAUCAGAUCAAAAAUCUGAUGUCAAUAAAAAUAAACAACAAGAUCAAGCCAGUUCGGGCACUGAUAAUCCUAAACAAGUCAAUGGUAAAACUGUCAUUGAAACAAAAAUAACUGGCAGAGUCAAAUGGUUCAAUGUUAAAAGUGGAUAUGGUUUUAUUCAACGAGAUGAUAACAAUGAAGAUAUUUUUGUUCAUCAAACGGCUAUUAUUAAAAAUAAUCCUCACAAAUACUUACGUAGUGUUGGUGAUGAUGAAAAAGUCGAAUUCGAUAUUGUUCAAGGCGAAAAAGGUCACGAAGCUGCAAAUGUAACUGGUCCUAAUGGAACUGCUGUACAAGGUUCAAAAUAUGCAGCUGAUGUAAGACCAAAUAAUAUACGAGACAAUUUUCGAGGUGGACGUGGCGGAGAUCGACCUCCAUUCCAUAAUCGAGGAGGACCUUUCCGUGGUCGAGGAGGACCUUUCCGUGGCCGAGGAGGAUUUUUCCGUGGUCGUGGAGCACAUUUCAAUGUUGGUCCAGGUGGUUUUGAUCCAGGUUUUGCUCAACAAUUCGGUAAUUAUGGUCCACCACCAAUGGUUGGACGACCACCACGUGGUUUUGGUGAACCAAUGUUCAGAGGUCGUGGACGACCACCGUUUCGUGGUAGUUUUGAAUUCGAUGGACAUUUUGCAGGUCGAGGACCACGCAUCUUUCGCGGUCCUGGUGGUCCUAUGAUGGGAGGUCCUAUGGGUCCCAUGCACGCUCCAAUGGGUCCACCAUUCGGUGGUGGCUUCCAUGGUCGUGGUCGAGGUCGUGGCCGUGGUCGUGGCCGAUUCUUCCGAGGAGCUCGCCAAGGAGAUCGUUUUGAUUCAAAUAAUGCUAAUAACAAUGAAAAUCAAACUGGUGGACAAGAUGCUGGUCAAUCAUCAGUAUAA
Rotaria sp. Silwood1 is the source of this 948-nucleotide messenger RNA. NCBI's taxonomy places the organism in Eukaryota, Metazoa, Rotifera, Eurotatoria, Philodinida, Philodinidae. The record is from the annotation of a GenBank genome assembly.